ACGGUGCCGUGAAUUCCAGGUCAAAGCCUUCCCUCACUGACUGGCAGGGAGCGGACUCAGCCCCGGGCCACGGCCCCAGCCUCGGGGCUAGACCCCCGCCCCGCCACUCCCCGCGAAGGAGAAGGCGAGGAAGGGAAGGCAGGAGUGCUGCCGAUCCCCUCCUCCCGGCGCAGUGGGAGGAGGAAGAAGGGAAAGGAGCCACCGGGGAGCCGCGGCGGCCGGCGCUGAGCUUGGAGAGGCGGGCGGGAGAGAGUCCCUCGCGGCCCUGCCCAGCGGGAGGGUCCCAGCGAAGCGGAGGAGGCGCCACCGGCUCGGGGCGGUGGCUGGAUCCUGAAUCCCGCCCCGGGACGCCGAAGUUGCGGCGGGGUGGUGGCCGCCCCUGUCGUCUCUCUCGAUGUCCGUGUAACUCGGCGGCGGCGAGGAGGAGCAGGAGGAGGAGGCAGGAGGAACCCUCCCGCCUCAGCCUCGCUCGCCGCCCCGCUCCGCUCCGGCGGGCUGUUGUGCGAGAGAGACAGACAGACAGACACAUACACCCUGCGCCCCUAAUCCCGCAGCCCCGGGAGGCCGGGCCGGGCGCGGUGCUGCCGCCGCCGCCGAUCGCGGCUCCCUGUGUCCGCUGCCUGAGGAAGAGAAGGAGCAGGAGGCGGAGGGAGCGCCCCGGCGGGCAGCGGCGCAGCCAUGAGCGGCGGGGAGGUGGUCUGCUCGGGCUGGCUCCGAAAGUCCCCGCCGGAGAAGAAGUUGAAACGCUACGCAUGGAAGAGAAGGUGGUUUGUGCUUCGGAGCGGCCGCUUAACAGGGGAUCCAGAUGUAUUGGAAUACUACAAAAAUGACCAUGCUAAGAAGCCUAUCCGUAUUAUUGACUUAAAUUUAUGUCAACAAGUGGAUGCUGGAUUAACGUUCAACAAAAAGGAGUUUGAAAACAGCUAUAUUUUUGAUAUCAACACUAUAGACCGAGUUUUCUAUUUGGUAGCAGACAGUGAGGAGGAGAUGAAUAAGUGGGUUCGAUGUAUCUGUGAUAUCUGUGGGUUCAACCCUACAGAUGAGGAUGCUGUGAAGCCAUCAGUUAGUUCUUUACAACCAUCUGCUGAGUUACCCUUGCCUAUCAACACUUCACCGCCUUCCAUGCAAGCAGAAUCUUCCCUUCCUUCUCCUUAUCAGCUUAUUAACGUCCCCCCUCUGGAGUCUUCCUCUGGUCAAGAAGAUCCUCAAGACUACUUACUGCUAAUAAACUGUCAAAGUAAAAAACCUGAACCUAUGAACCAAGAGUCACCUUUUCUCUCAGAAGAAGGGCAGGAAUACCUGCUAUUAGAAGACUUUGAAAGUAAAAAGAUUCCACUGCAAUCUCUUGCUGACUCUGCAAAAUCCAGCUCUUCAGAAACAGACUGCAAUGAUAACCUGCCUUCCCACAAAAACCCUGCUGUAUCAGGGAGCAAGCACACUAUGAACGGCUUCUUCCCGCAGCAGGGAGUCUACGAUUCCCCAUCUUCCCGCUCCACGCUGACACUGGCGGACUCCAGCCUGUACAACCUGCCUAGGAAUUACUCCCAGGAUGUUUUGCCAAAGGCAACAUCUCCAUCUGGAACUGACGGCGAAGGAGAGCAACAUGUUUUCAAUACCCCGUCAGUAACGUCAUUAGACGUACAAAUGAGGCACAUCUCCAUUAGCUAUGAUAUUCCCCCCACCCCUGGAGGUACUUAUCAGAUCCCACGAACUUUCCCAGAGGGAACAUUGUCUCAGACUUCAAAACUGGAGACUAUUCCAGACAUCCCUCCACCUCGGCCACCCAAACCUCACCAGGCAGCGGAUCGGUCUCCUGUGGAAACCUGUAGCAUCAGUCGCACUGCUUCAGACACUGACAGCAGUUACUGCAUCCCUGCUGCAGGAGUGCCACCCUUGCGCAGUAACACCAUUUCAACAGGAGAUCUGAAUGUCUUCCGGAAAGAAAUUAGUUCUCAAGAUUGUUAUGAUAUUCCACGAACGUUUCCGAAUGACAGAUCUAAUUCAUUGGAGGGCUUCCAUAACCACUUUAAAAACAGAAGCAUGUUGACAAUGGGAAGUGUUUCAAGUGAAGAACUAGAUGAAAAUUAUGUCCCAAUGAAUCCCAACUCUCCUCCACGACAGCAUUCCAGCAGCUUCACUGAACCCAUCCAGGAAACAAACUAUGUACCAAUGAUACCUGGCACGUUUGAUUUUCCAUUGUUUGGAAUGCAAGUCCCUCCUCCUGCUCACAUGGGUUUCAGGUCCAGCCCAAAGACCCCUCCCAGACGGUCGGUACCUGCUGCAGAAUGUGAGCCACCACCAGUGGAUCGGAACCUCAAACCAGACAGAAAAGCAAAACCAGCUCCACUGGAAAUAAAACCUCUGCCUGAGUGGGAAGAAUUACAAGCUCCAGUUAGAUCUCCUAUCACCAGAAGCUUUGCACGAGACUCCUCCAGGUUUCCCGUGUCUCCCAGACCGGAUUCAGUUCAUAGCACAACUUCCAGCAGUGACUCGCACGACAGUGAAGAGAAUUAUGUAUCCAUGAACCCAAAUCAGUCCACUGAAGACCCAAAUUUGUUUGGAAGCAACAGUCUUGAUGGAGGAAGCAGCCCUAUGGUAAAACCUAAAGGAGAUAAACAAGUGGAAUAUUUAGAUCUGGACCUAGAUUCAGGAAAGUCUACCCCACCUCGUAAGAAAAAGAACAGUGGUUCAGGCAGCAGCGUGGCAGACGAGAGGGUUGAUUACGUUGUGGUGGACCAGCAGAAAACGCUGGCCCUGAAGAGCACGCGGGAGGCAUGGACUGAUGGCAGACAGUCUACAGAGUCUGAGACUCCCACAAAAAGUGUGAAGUGAAAACACUGCUUUGUCUUUGAAGAAUGGAAAGAAGUGAAUUUUGAAGAAUCACAGAACCACAAUGGCAGUGUUGUUCAGCUGUACAGUACCUGAUUCCCUGGGUUGGGAAUCAGUUCCUCACCGAAUAGGUUGGAAGCCAAAAAACACUUUGAAUAUAUCAAAGGAACUUUAAGACAUGAAUUGGCUCUGUGGUGUCUGGAAAAAUCACAGCCUGUAAAUAACCUGUAAAAUAAUAUUACUUAGGUUUCAGAAAACCUUUUAUUCUGUAGUUAAAACAUUUGUAGUAUUACUGUGUUUAUGCACUUUUUCAGUUACAAUGUUGGGUCAGGUAUUCACAGUUAGUGUACCUUAAUGUCUAAUUCAUCUGGAGAAUUUUUUUUUCCUUACACUACUAUUCCUCACAAUUUUAGGUUAAUUAAGCUACAUGUAGGUAUGGAAAUUAAUAUUUGAACUUCAUUUUAACAACUCAGAAUUGACUUUGCAGAAAUACUUUCACAAUUGAAUCAUCUACUUGAAAUGCCAAGAGACAACCAUUAGUUACAUACUUGUUUAUAUUUAAUACAUGCAAGAUUAUUUGGAAGUCUACAGACUACCUUCCUAACAAAAAAUUGCUGUGAGUUAAUAAUAAUGAACUGUACUGGGUUUAGACCUAAAAUCCUGGCUUAUAUGUUAGUUGUUAGUGGUGGAACUUCUAUUGUAUUUUAUUAAUGACAGUGUUCUGUGUUCAGUGGGUGAAGAUUCUGCGGGUGGGAUCUUACACUUUCAAAGACUGAAUAAUUAAAUGUCAAGUAAGCCAGCAAACCACUGAUGGCAUGUAGUAAUAUUGUGAUCUCACACUUAUUAACAAGAAAUGACCUUUAUAUUAUUUACAGAAGGUAGAGUAUAUAAAUCAGGUACGUACCAAGCACUGUUGUGCUAAUACACUGAUCAGGUUUAGACAAUGAGUUUUAGUUUUGUACUGUUUAGAAGUUCUAAUGUCAGUUUUCAGUUCAAGAUUAAUGGGACAGUUUGACAUUCACUUUUUGUAGUACUAGCAAAAUACUGUGAUUUUGAAUUAGACAUUAACUCAAAUGGAAAUACUAUGUUUUAACACCAUAGUGCCCUUCUUAUGAGCUCUACAUUACUUUAAUCUCCUGCUUGGCCUUAUAUUUAAAUCCCUAUGCAACUGAUAUUUUAUAUCUCUGUUUUUAAAAAUUAGAUAAUAUACCUAAAUGAUCCCCUUGUAAACCACUUGUUGCUCUUUCCUGGUACAGGAUUUUAAACUCUGUAUACUGUGAUCCUUUAUUUUACUAUGCCAGUUACAAAUAAUAAUCUGCCUUGGUUUA
Molecule: messenger RNA, 4157 nt
Organism: Pyrgilauda ruficollis (rufous-necked snowfinch)
Lineage: Eukaryota; Metazoa; Chordata; Aves; Passeriformes; Passeridae
Gene: GAB1
Product: GRB2 associated binding protein 1
Exons: 11
Coding region: 679-2832 (717 amino acids)
Source: RefSeq, a predicted model, not a curated record